Molecule: messenger RNA, 1646 nt
Organism: Solanum verrucosum
Lineage: Eukaryota; Viridiplantae; Streptophyta; Magnoliopsida; Solanales; Solanaceae
Exons: 9
Coding region: 455-1255 (266 amino acids)
Source: RefSeq, a predicted model, not a curated record
CCCCCCAAAACCACCCACCCCUUCUUCGCUCCUCUUCUCCGUUUAACAAAUCUGUUCGGAGCGAAGAAGUUGCAGAGUAGAAUAUCUAGAUAGAGAAACACAUAUAGAGAGAGAAAAAGAGAAUACCCACACCACUCUCCUUUUCUCUCUAUAUCAUAUUAUAUAUAUAUAUGUUGAACAUUCACCUUCAGAUAUAGCUGCAUACACAAUAUACCGGAGGUUUUGGCGUGGUUGAUCUCCUUUCCUGCCGUUCGUAUUCCGAUUGCAGAUCUCGAGAUUCCACCGGAGGAUCAAUUAAUUGUGCAUUUCUCUGUAAAAAAGGAAUUCAACUUCGUUAUUGAGAUUUUUGGCUUACAUUUUCAUUGACGGAGGAGCAUUGGAGUGUGUUGCUGUUUAGAGGAGGUUGAAUGUGAUGCAAGUAUUGUAGAGAAUAGUUUUUCAAUUAGCUGAAAGUAUGGAUGAUAGAGGAGGAUCGUUCGUGGCGGUGAGGAGGAUAUCUCAAGGAAUUGAAAGAGGCAAUGCUUGUCAUACAACUUCUGCGGAGGUUGUGGCAGGAUCAGCAGCAUGGCUAGGCAGAGGCCUUUCAUGUGUUUGUGUUCAAAGGAGGGAGAGCGAUGCUCGUCCAUCAUUUGAUUUAACUCCAUCCCAGGAGGAAUGUUUGCUAAGGCUACAAAACCGUAUAGAUGUUGCAUAUGAUAGUUUAAUCCCUGAACAUCAGGAAGCUUUAAAAGCUUUGUGGAAAGUUGCCUUUCCUGAGGAACAACUUCGUGGUUUGAUAUCUGAACAGUGGAAGGAAAUGGGCUGGCAAGGAAAAGAUCCGUCUACUGACUUUAGGGGUGGUGGAUUUAUAUCACUGGAGAACUUGUUAUAUUUUGCGAGGAAUUUCCCGAAAUCUUUCCAGGAUCUGCUCCGAAAGCAGGAAGGUGAUAGAGCAAUUUGGGAAUACCCAUUCGCUGUUGCUGGCGUCAAUAUCACAUUUAUGCUUAUCCAGAUGCUCGAUCUGGAAGCUUUAAAACCUAGAAAUCUGGUUGGAGCUACUUUCUUGAAGUUUCUUGCAGAAAAUGAAUCAGCAUUUGAUCUGCUAUAUUGCAUCACAUUUAAGCUGAUGGAUAAUCAGUGGCUUGCCAUGCGCGCAUCAUAUAUGGACUUCAAUGCGGUCAUGAAGGCUACUCGUCGUCAACUAGAAGAGGAGCUUCUGCAAGAAGACGUUACACGGCUAGAAGAUUUACCAUCAUACAACCUUCUUAGUCGAUAGUGUUUGUAGGCAUGACUUUUAAGAAAAUGAGAAUAUGGCUUCCGUAUGCAUGUUUUGUGGCAUUUAUUGGUGGUGUUGUUACGUAGUAGCUUUUGAUGGGUGGGUGUUACUUUGUAAAAGUCAGCGGAUAGGGAAAAUGGGGAUUAAUGUUAGAGCAAGUACAAUGUUAUUCCCUUGUUUCUUGAAUUUGGAAAGGGUCACACCUGAUGAUCGGUCUCAGUAGUGAUGGUAGGAAUUCAAAGAUUGCCUUCAGAGACUACCUUUCUCUUUAAUUAACUCGUAAGGUGGUAACCAUCAAUAGUCUGUCUAUAAACAAGACUUUGUAAGACUUUAGACCAAGACGUGUCCGUGUAAACUGACUGAUCCUUGAAAGAGAUUGUGAUAUCAACGU